Aspergillus luchuensis is the source of this 306-nucleotide messenger RNA. RefSeq lists its product as uncharacterized. Bases 1 to 306 code for a protein of 101 amino acids. The transcript has 2 exons. NCBI's taxonomy places the organism in Eukaryota, Fungi, Ascomycota, Eurotiomycetes, Eurotiales, Aspergillaceae. The record is from RefSeq and is a predicted model, not a curated record.
AUGUUUCUCAACUUGACUAACCCAGAACUUGCUUAUGCGCCUCUUACAUGUACCUGCAUCUCUCGUGCAGCCCGUCACGUUUCCCCCCUUCACGUUUCUUGCUUUUUAAUUUUCUUUUCUUUUUCUUUUCUUACAUGGACCGGCGGUCUGGAUGUGCAUCCUGCUCGUGGGAGAACCGUCCCAGCCAGCAGGGAAGACGUGUCCAAUAUGGAGUUCACUCACUCCAAUGACUGGGGCAGCUGUGGACAGGAACACUGCAUGAGAAUCGAAGCAGUUCUUCCGGUGCAGCUGAGGCUCGUCAGCUGA